GCAAGCCGCGCCAUCCUAACCAGCGUGUUUUUCAUCGCUCAUUACACUGAAGCCACUUGCAGAGCUCCUACAAUCGCAAGCGUUGCAAACACACUUUCACUUUUCUGUCGGCAUUUUUCCAGAUAUAUCCAGCGAUGGAUAUGGACAGUGCCAGUUCAGUGGUGCUGCGGGCCUUGACCCAAGCGACCAGCCAGGACACGGCCGUGCUGAAGCCUGCAGAGGAGCAGCUCCGGCAAUGGGAGACACAGCCGGGCUUCUAUUCAGUCCUUCUGAAUAUUUUUAAUAACCACACGCUGGAUGUGAACGUGAGAUGGCUUGCUGUGCUUUACUUCAAAAAUGGCAUUGACAGAUACUGGAGGAGGGUGGCCCCUCAUGCAUUAUCAGAAGAGGAGAAGACAUCACUGCGCGCUGGUCUUAUCACAAACUUCAAUGAGCCCGUCAAUCAGAUAGCAACCCAGAUUGCAGUACUGAUAGCCAAGGUGGCCCGGCUUGAUUGCCCGAGGCAAUGGCCGGAGCUUAUUCCAAUUCUGCUCGAAUCCGUGAAGGGUCAAGAUGGCCUGCUGCAGCACAGAGCACUUCUCACCUUCUAUCAUGUCACCAAAACACUGGCAUCCAAACGUCUGGCGCAGGACAGACGUCUUUUUCAAGAUCUGGCGUCAGGCAUCUACAGCUUUGCGUGUUCCCUGUGGAGUCAUCACACCGACUGCUUCCUGCAGCAAGUCUGUGCCAGAGAUGAGUCUGCAGCUCUCAACUCGUUGGAGAGGACUCUGCUCUCUCUUAAAGUGCUUCGCAAAUUGACAGUCCAUGGAUUUCAAGAUCCCCAACAGAAUAUGGAAGUAAUGGGUUUCCUGAAUGCAGUGUUUGAAAGGCUAAAACAGUUCUUGGAAUGCUGUCGGCAAGUUGGUAUAGAGAGCCCGUGUAGAGAGAAGCUGGAAAAGACAAUAAUACUGUACACUAAAGUUUUGUUAGAUUUCCUGGAGUACCAUCCGUGCGCCUUCAUACCCCUAAUCCAGCGCUCCCUGGAGUUUGCCGUUACCUAUGUUUUCACACCUGCCGGGGAGGGAGUGACCUUUGAGCGCUUCAUUGUUCAGUGCAUGAACCUCAUCAAGAUGAUCGUAAAGAAUGAUGUGUACAAACCUUCGAAGAAUAUUGAAGAGAGUAAACCAGAAAGUCUGGAGGCUCACAAGAUCAAGACGGACUUCUUCACUCACCCCACGCUGACAGAGAUCGGGCGCCGCCUCGUCUCACACUACUUCCUCCUCACAGAAGAAGAACUGACAAUGUGGGAGGAGGACCCUGAGAGCUUUGCUGUCGAAGAAACUGGUGGUGACUCCUGGAAGUACAGUCUGCGGCCAUGUACAGAGGUAUUGUUCCUGGACAUCUUCCACAACUACAGCCAAACCCUGACACCAGUACUCCUGGAAAUGGUGCAGAAUCUGCAGGGCCCAACCAAUGUGGAGGACUCUGUUCAGUUGCUAAUGAAGGAUGCAGUUUACAAUGCGGUGGGGUUGGCAGCAUAUGAACUCUUUGACAAUGUGGACUUUGACCAGUGGUUCAAGAAUCAGCUUCUUGGAGAGCUGCAAGUCAGCCAUCACAGGUACAAGCUGAUACGAAGACGAGUCAUCUGGCUAAUAGGGCAAUGGAUCUCUGUCAAAUUCAAAUCUGAUCUUCGACCUUUGCUCUACGAGGUGAUCUUAAGCCUCAUGCAGGAUCCUGACCUGGUGGUGCGGAUUGAAACGGCUACAACGCUAAAGCUGACUGUUGAUGACUUUGAGUUCCGGACCGAGCAAUUCCUCCCGUACCUGGAGUCCAUCUUUGGGCUUCUCUUCCAGCUGUUGCAGCAGGUGACAGAGUGUGACACCAAGAUGCAGGUUCUCCAUGUCAUCUCCUGCGUCAUAGAGAGGGUGAACACCCAGAUCCGGCCAUACGUAGGCUGCUUGGUUCAGUACCUGCCCCUGCUCUGGAAACAGUCUGAAGAACACAACAUGCUUCGAUGUGCCAUACUCACUACGCUCAUCCACCUGGUGCAGGGCCUUGGGGCAGAGAGUAAGAACCUUUACCCUUUCCUUCUUCCCGUCAUCCAGCUGAGCACCGACGUUUCUCAACCGCCGCACGUCUAUCUGCUAGAGGACGGACUGGAGCUUUGGUUGGUGACUUUGGAGAACAGCCCAGCCAUCACCCCGGAGCUGCUCAGAAUCUUCCAGAACAUGUCGGCUUUGCUGGAGCUGAGCUCCGAGAAUCUCCGCACCUGUUUUCAGAUUAUCAACGCCUACCUGUACCUGUCUGCCAUUGAGUUCCUACAGAGUUACGGCGAAUCAUUGUGCCGAUCCUUUUGUGAUCUUCUAAAGGACAUUACAAAUGAGGGACAAGUCCAAGUACUAAAGGUGGUUGAAAUAGCUUUAAAGGUUAGCCCCAUACUGGGAGCCCACAUGUUUCAGCCCCUGCUGCCAGCUGUCUUCCGAGGUAUCGUGGACGGGGAGCGUUAUCCCGUGGUGAUGUCCACCUACCUUGGCAUCAUGGGUCGUGUGCUGCUCCAGAACUUUAGCUUCUUCUCCUCUUUGCUCGCACAAAUGGCUUCUGAAUGCAACCAGGAGAUGGACCAGUUGUUGGGGAGUGUGAUCGAGAUGUGGGUGGACCGCAUGGACAACAUCACUCAGCCUGAGAGGAGGAAAUUGUCAUCUUUGGCUCUGGUGUCUCUUCUACCUUCUGACAACAGUGUAAUCCAGGACAAAUUCUGUGGCAUCAUCAACAUUUCUGUGGAAGCGUUGCAUGAUGUGAUGACAGAGGAUCCAGAAACGGGGACCUUUAAAGACUGCAUGCUGAUGAUCCAUUUUGAGGAGCCCAAGCUAAGUGACGAAGAGGAGCCACCAACCGAGCAGGAUAAGAGGAAGAAACUUUUGGCCCUGGAGGACCCCGUCCACAGCGUGUCCCUCCAGCAGUUUGUCUAUGAAAAACUGAAGGCCCAGCAAGCCCUGAUGGGGGACCAGAGCUUCGGGGCCCUGAUGGAGACUGUGGACACAGAGCUCGUCAGGCAGCUCCAGGAGUUCCUGCAAGCCCUCUGAAUAAGACAUGCAGUCCUUCGCUUCAUUACACAAAUGCUACGCCCCACCACCAUUUAAAAAAAAAAAAAAAAAAGUCCAUAAAAGGCUAACGAUCCACCCCAUGCGUGAACUCCUGAUUCAGACCUCCCCAACCUCUUCGCAGACUAUGCCUUAUCUAUAUUCAGUCCGAGCCUUGUCAACCACUCUUUGGUCUCCUUUGAUGUUAUCUGUGGGUGCCUACAUACGUUUAAAGGCUGUUGAAACACCCACAGGUAGACAUCACCACACCAGAGCUUCCAUUUAAUUCUUCUAGUUUCUUAACUUUCGAACAGUUUGACUUGAGAUGGGUUAAACGCGAUGAUGAAUGUUGAUGCUGGAGCUGUUGAGUAAAAUGCAAAAACCAGCUGCGUAAGCCAGAACAAAAGCCUCGGACUGUUUUUCAGUGGGGGGGGUUAAAAACAGCCAGAUUGUAGCAGAAAUGUGUAAAAAAGAAAAAUCUGAAGGAUCUAAAACAGUGUUUACAGAAUCUAUUCUUAAAGGACAAAAAAAAGAAGUGUAAUUUUGUAUGUAUAGUAUGAUCGGCAUGACAAUUUUCUUCAAUUUCUAAUAAGAGCUUGAAGUUACUACUGAUUGUGUUUUUUUCUUUCAUUUCAUGUUAUUUUUGUCCGUUAAUGCAGACGUUUUUAAACAAUUUUGUUGAUUCAUAAGUGUGCUGAACUACAUUUUUAUGUAUAUACCUACUGCUGCUAAUAGAUGGUGUGUCAGAGCACUUUAAUAACCAAAAACUGUUUUACAUUAUUAUUAUUUUUCUUCCAUCCUUAACACAAUGAUUGGGGGUCUCAGAGCAGGACUGAAGUUGGAUUAAAAACCUAAACUUUAUUUUUCUGCAUCUUGGUGCAACUUGGCCCAAGAUGCAGCCUUUGUGGAAAUAUCAGGAGCUCCUAGGUCAUGUUUUCCAUUUUGUUUCAUCUGAUUUAAUCAAUUCUUAAGCUUUUUAAGUUGUUCGCUUAUCACAAAAAAAUGUCCCACUGGCCCCGCUGCUGUGACAUUUCUACAGGCCUGUUUUAGUUAGAAAUGACGCUUUGAUAAUGUUAUCUGAAAAGAGAAGUGUUUGUUUUUCAGUUUUUGUAGCUUCCUCAAUCUAGUUACUCAAGAGGUUUACAAAAUUGGAGAUGGAAAGUAAUACAUUACUUGACGUUGGCAGAUUUGUUUAUUGUUUUUUUUUGUUUUGUUUUUUACCCCUUUUCAUUGUGAAUAUACGGCUAACAAAAUAGCUUUGUUGUAAAGUAGAAGUCAUAAAAGGGAAAAAGUCCAAUCUGAAGAAAAUGUGAACCUCUGGAUUUUAUAUUGAUUCCUUUGUGAUUAACGGAGCAAAGAAGUUCCCUCAUUACAUUCGAUUGAUGAGCCUCAAAGGUAAGAUGAUGAUCCUGACUGUAGCUCCUUCGACACUGUCAGAAUUACAGCCUUAUGCUUUCAGACUUAUCUAUUAGAAUCUGAAAGCCACAUUUUUACUUGUCUGUUCAGUUCUUAACCAGUUUAGCAGUGGAGAAUUUAUUUACUUAUUUUUUUUAAUUAUUGUAUUGUAGUAAUAAUUAAGUUUUGAACGCCACAUACACAGAAGUUACACUUGGUUUUGUUUUGUGGGAAAUAAUCCCUGUUUCUUCCUGUCUUAAGCCUUCAAUAAAAUGUAAAGUACUCA
This is a messenger RNA of Fundulus heteroclitus (mummichog), 4740 nucleotides long. RefSeq names its product importin 11 (gene ipo11). Lineage: Eukaryota; Metazoa; Chordata; Actinopteri; Cyprinodontiformes; Fundulidae. Gene Ontology annotation, molecular function: small GTPase binding. Gene Ontology annotation, cellular component: nuclear envelope; cytosol. The transcript is spliced from 30 exons. Gene Ontology annotation, biological process: protein import into nucleus. The record is from RefSeq and is a predicted model, not a curated record. Bases 135 to 3062 code for a protein of 975 amino acids.